Molecule: messenger RNA, 2016 nt
Organism: Fonsecaea erecta
Lineage: Eukaryota; Fungi; Ascomycota; Eurotiomycetes; Chaetothyriales; Herpotrichiellaceae
Product: acetyl-coenzyme A synthetase
Exons: 4
Coding region: 1-2016 (671 amino acids)
Cellular component (GO): cytosol
Molecular function (GO): AMP binding; acetyl-CoA synthetase activity
Source: RefSeq, a predicted model, not a curated record
AUGUCUGAAGGCGACGUUAAGCCGCCUAAGAAAGGCCCCGUCGUGGCCGAAGCCCACGAGGUUGACACCUUCCAUGUCCCCAAGCCCUUUUUCAAGAAAGGUCCCGGGAAAGCUCACAUCAAGGACCUCGACGAAUAUUAUGCCAUGUACAAGGAGUCCAUCGAGCAGCCAGACAAGUUCUGGGCAAAGAUGGCCCGAGAACUUCUGGACUGGGAGAAAGACUUCAAGACUGUCCGCUCCGGAACCUUUGCCAACGGCGACGCCGCCUGGUUUUUAGAGGGUCGGCUCAAUGCCAGCUACAACUGCGUCGACCGCCACGCCAUCAAAAACCCCGACAAGCCGGCCGUGAUUUACGAGGCAGACGAACCCAGCGAGGGCCGCGUGCUCACCUACGGCGAGCUCCUCCGCGAAGUUUCACGAGUGGCUUACACCCUGAAGCAAAUGGGCGUCAGGAAAGGUGACACUGUUGCCCUCUACUUGCCCAUGAUUCCCGAAGCAGUCAUUUCCUUCCUCGCCGUCACCCGCAUCGGUGCUGUGCACUCGGUUGUCUUUGCCGGUUUCUCGUCUGGCUCACUAGCGGACCGAAUCAUCGACGCCAACUCCAAGGUCGUCAUCACCACCGACGAGGGAAAGCGUGGCGGCAAAUUGAUCGGAACCAAGAAGAUUGUGGAUGAAGCCCUGAAGAAAUGCCCGGAUGUCACUCACGUGCUUGUCUACCAGAGGACAGGUGCCGAUGUGCCAUGGACAAAGGGCCGAGACUACUGGUGGCAUGAAGAGACUGCAAAAUCCCCCGCCUAUAUUCCCCCAGAGUCCAUGGCCUCGGAGGACCCUUUGUUCCUGCUCUACACAUCAGGCUCGACUGGCAAGCCCAAGGGUGUCAUGCACUCGACCGCGGGCUACCUGUUAGGUGCUGCAGCGACUGGCAAGUACGUUUUUGAUAUUCACGAUGAUGAUGUCUUCUUCUGCGGUGGUGAUGUCGGUUGGAUCACCGGACAUACAUAUGUUGUAUACGCCCCCCUCCUUCUCGGUGUCGCGACCGUGGUUUUUGAGGGCACACCGGCCUACCCCAACUUCUCCCGCUAUUGGGACGUGAUCGACAAACACAGCGUGACGCAGUUCUAUGUUGCCCCGACUGCUCUCCGCCUGUUAAAGAGAGCUGGUGACGAACAUAUCCACCAUAAAUUGCACAAGUUGCGCGUUUUGGGCUCGGUGGGUGAGCCAAUCGCAGCCGAGGUCUGGAAGUGGUAUUUCGAAUCUGUCGGUAAGGAAGAGGCUCAUAUUGUUGAUACCUACUGGCAAACCGAGACUGGCUCCCAUGUGAUUACACCGCUGGCCGGUGUGACACCGACGAAACCUGGCAGUGCCUCAUUGCCCUUCUUUGGUAUCGAACCCGCAAUUAUUGAUCCGGUCUCCGGUAAGGAAAUUGAAGGCAACGAUGUGGAGGGUGUUCUGGCAUUCAAGCAGCCUUGGCCAAGUAUGGCCCGAACCGUUUGGGGCGCACACCAGAGAUAUAUGGAUACCUACUUGAACGUGUACAAGGGCUACUACUUUACUGGUGACGGUGCCGGACGUGAUCACGAAGGUUAUUACUGGAUACGGGGUCGUGUUGACGACGUCGUCAAUGUCUCUGGUCAUCGUUUGUCCACUGCAGAAAUCGAGGCUGCCCUGAUCGAGCAUGACGGCGUUGCAGAAGCCGCCGUGGUCGGUAUCAAUGACGAACUCACCGGUCAAGCCGUCAACGCAUUUGUGUCUCUAAAAGAUGGUGUGGAUGGUGGCGAACAGAUACGCAAGGACCUGAUCCUCCAAGUGCGGAAGUCGAUCGGCCCGUUUGCGGCACCGAAAGCCGUCUUCGUUGUCGAUGAUCUGCCCAAGACUCGCUCCGGCAAGAUCAUGAGGCGGAUUUUGAGAAAGAUCUUGAGCGGAGAGGAAGACAGCCUUGGAGAUACCUCGACUCUCAGCGAUCCCAGUGUGGUCGACAAAAUCAUCGACACGGUUAAGUCGUCAAAGAAGAAGUGA